CCCCCUCCAUUACUCGACACACGCUUCGAAGCCUCGGCACAUCCAUAGACUGUAUAAAUAGGGCACAUCUCGUAACAUCACUACUAAAAACCUUUAUUUGUUAUUUGGGGGCACGUGAGAGAAAGGACCUGGGCGAACAACCAAUCAAAGAGCGCUACGACAAUAUUUGGCGACUGACCAUUUUGACGUCAUUACUGCGCGACACGCCGGAUGAAAGAAGGCUAGAAAACACCACAACCUGCAAAAUUGUGGCUGCAGAGUUGAUUGGUGUGGCGACGUUUAAAUUGUGAAUGUCAUUAUGAAGACGUGAAGUGUCAGUAACUACGUAGGGGAAGCCUCGUAUGUUAAAUCCAUUCUGAUAUUCUUACAGACAGAGUUUUAGUAUUUAGUGCCAUCACCGCUUUAUUUCUGACGGCGGGAUGAGUUACGGAUAUGGCGGUGGAGGUGGGAGAAGAGGCAGAAGAGGAGGUCGAGGACACAGAGAUGGAAGUAGAGAAAGAUGGGACAGAGGAGGUGGAGGGGGUUCAAGAGGGCACAGCUCCGACUAUGGCUCAGACCGAGGAGGUGGUGGUGGUGGAGGAGGAGGAGGAGGAGGUGGAGGAGGAGGAGGAGGCGGCGGUGGUGGAGGAGGUGGACAACGGGACCGUCCUCCUCCACACUUGAAGGGCCGUGAGAUAGGUCUGUGGUACGCAAGAUAUGGAGCUGUGAGGAGGAAACAGGCUGACCGGAGAUCGCGGGCGGUGGUCCAGAUGGAUGAAGCCAGGGAGCAGCACAUUACCAAGCUGCUAAACUCUGUCCAGAAUGAUCAUCAUGGCCCAGGGAGAGACAGCAGAGAUGCAAGAGCCUCUACUUCCAGAAACUGGCAGGCAGCUUCUAGUGAUAGUGGUCAUUGCUACUUUGAUGGAGAUCCUCCUGAAGAAGAGAAACUGAAGAUUGAGAUCAAAUCUGAAGAAGACGAAGAAGAAGAUGGCCAGAAGUCAACUACUCUUAAAUCCAAACGUUACUUCUCACAUGCAGUCCCUAAAGAUGAGACUCCAGACAGCUGGGAUGAUGAAGGGGAGCGGAAGCAGCAGCUGGAGGAGAAAGAGGAGAAAGAGAGACUGAGAAGGCAGGACAAGGAUCUGGAGUUCUUAUUCCAGGACAUAGUCAGAGACAGUCCACUAGACGACUCAUUGAAGAGAGAUUUGGAGAACAAGAAAUCAGAUCCAAAGUACAAGGAGAUGUUGAAAUUCAGAGAGAAACUCCCAUCCUAUGGGAAAAAAGAGGAGCUGGUGGAGCUGAUUAACUCAAACCGUGUCCUGGUGGUGAGUGGGGAAACAGGGUGUGGAAAGACAACCCAGGUCACCCAAUUCAUCCUUGACGACUACAUAAACAGAGGCGUGGGCUCAAUGUGUCGUGUGGUCUGCACACAGCCUCGCCGCAUCAGUGCCAUCUCGGUGGCAGAGCGUGUAGCUGCUGAGAGGGCAGAAAGUGUAGGCAAUGGAAACUCUUGUGGAUACCAAAUCCGUCUGCAGAGCCGGUUACCACGGAGACAAGGUUCAGUCCUGUACUGUACCACAGGAAUUAUUCUUCAGUGGCUUCGCUCAGACCCAUUAUUGUCCAGUAUCAGCCACCUGGUGCUGGACGAGAUCCACGAGAGAAACCUGCAAUCUGACGUGUUGCUCGUCAUCGUGAAGGAGCUCCUCAGCCUCCGAGAAGACCUCAAAGUGAUCCUCAUGAGUGCCACGCUCAACGCAGAGAAGUUCUCUAGAUAUUUUGACAACUGCCCAAUGAUCCAUAUCCCUGGAUUGACAUUCCCAGUGGAAGAGUUCCUACUUGAGGACAUUUUGGAGAUGACGAGUUAUCAGCCCAAGAGUCAGGACCGACGCCCCGCAUGGAAGAGACGCUUUUGGCAGGGGCGAAACUCCAGACCUGAGAAGGAGGAGAAGGAGAAUGAAUACCAUGAGAGCUGGCCUGCUUUUGGGCGCACACUGCAGGGCAGGUACUCUGACACCACCAUCCAGGCACUGGAGAAGUUGGACGAAGAUGAAAAGAUCGACUUGGAGCUGAUCCUGGCGCUUAUUCGCCACAUUGUGCUGAAUGAUGAGGAAGGAGCAAUUCUGGUCUUCCUGCCUGGCUGGGACAACAUCAGCAGUCUGAAUGACCUGCUAAUGGCUCAGCAGAUGUUCCGAUCAGACCGGUUCGUUAUCAUCCCUUUGCACUCUCUCAUGCCGACCGUUAAUCAGACGCAGGUGUUCAAAAGGCCUCCUCCAGGAGUUAGAAAGAUCGUGAUUGCUACCAAUAUAGCUGAGACCAGCAUCACCAUAGAUGACGUCGUCUACGUGAUAGAUGGAGGCAAGAUUAAGGAGACCAACUUCGACACCAACAACAACAUCAGCACUAUGACGGCCGAGUGGGUCAGCCUUGCCAAUGCCAAACAGAGGAAAGGCCGUGCGGGAAGAGUGUGUCCAGGGAAGUGCUAUCAUCUGUAUAACAGCCUCAGAGCCAGCCUACUGGAUGCUUAUCAAUUACCUGAAAUCAUGAGGACGCCGCUGGAGGAGCUCUGUCUGCAGAUCAAGAUAUUGAAGCUUGGGUCCAUCGCUCAUUUCCUGGCAAAAGCUCUGGACCCUCCAACUGAGAAGGCCGUCAACCUCGCCAUCAAGAACCUUGUAGACUUGAACGCCCUGGACCGUGAAGAGAACCUGACAGCCCUGGGUGUCCACCUGGCUCGUCUACCUGUGGAGCCUCACAUAGGCAAACUCAUCCUGUUCGGGGCUCUGCAAGGCUGCCUCGACCCUGUACUCACCAUCGCUGCUUCACUCAGCUUCAAAGACCCUUUCUUCAUCCCUCUGGGUAAAGAGAAGAUGGCAGACAUGAGGAGGAGGCAACUGUCAAGGAACUCGAAGAGUGACCACCUCACUAUAGUCAACGCCUUCCAGGGAUGGGAAGAAGCGAAGCGGCGUGGUGCCAGGUAUGAGAGGGAAUUCUGCUGGGACAACUUCUUGUCUGCAAAUACACUCCAGAUGCUGCACAACAUGAAGGGUCAGUUCGCUGAGCAUCUAAUGAAUGUAGGCUUUGUCAGCAGCAAGGACCCCAAAGACCCCAAAUCCAAUGUCAACUCAGAUAAUGAGAAGUUAAUCAAGGCGAUGAUUGUCGCUGGUCUGUACCCGAAGGUGGCCAUGAUAAGACCAUCAGCCAGCAAGAAGAGGCCGGGGGUGAAGGUGUACACCCAGGCUGAUGGGAAGGUGUGUAUCCAUCCGAAAUCUGUCAACGCAGAGGAGACCGAGUUCAACUAUACGUGGCUCAUCUACCACCUGAAGAUGAGGACGAGCAGUAUCUUCCUGUACGAUUGCACUGAGGUGUCCCCGUUCUCCCUGCUGUUCUUCGGAGGAGACAUCACAAUCCAGAAAGACGAGGACCAGGAGACGGUCGCCGUGGACCAGUGGAUCGUCUUUAGGUCGCCGGCACGCAUCGCUCACCUUGUCAAGAGUCUAAAGAAAGAGCUGGAUUCUCUGCUGGAGGAGAAAAUCCGCUGCCCCGCCCCUGUGGACUGGCAGAACCGACAAUCCAAAGACUGCGCUGUCAUCACAGCCAUCAUAGACCUCAUCACCACGCAGGAGAAGCCAUCAGGCAGCACUAAACCCUACAGCCGACCAUGGGCGUCUGGUCCGAGAGGACACCACAGUUACUUCAAUGACGACGACGAUGAUGACGAUGAUUAGAAGCGGCGUGGGUAGUUUUGGAGCCUGGGAAAAGACUAAAUGCGUCCUUGGGUACAGAAAGGUUAGCUUGGAUGGGUUUGAUAACCAGCUAGCCUCCUUGGCGGUGCUGCUAGGUUUACAUUUCAUUUUCCCCUGGUGCUCCUUAAGACCAAAACUAGGAUGCAAGAACUCAAGAAAAUGCGCACUUGAAUGACUCCCAAUGUAGUUUUUAUUUUUCCUACUUGGUCAUUAUUUUGCAAGGACCAAUCCACGUUCAAAAACACUUAGUAGCUUGUUUGUUUUAGUUCAGAUAAAGUCAUAUAAUAGACUUUAAAAUAAAUACAGUGUGUCCUGUUAGAGCUUUAUGGUUCAAGGUGAAAUUCUAAAAAUGACUACCUGGAGAAAUAAAGAUGGAGGCUUUUCUUUGGUCUCUUGCAGUGGUCCCUCCUCAGGGAAAAGAGAUAUCCUAUUGAUCUCAAAGAAUACAUAACAGGCUGAAGGGAUAAAGCUUUUAUUCAUGGUGUCAGAUUAAAAUACAAGGUUGACUAAGCAGGUUUCUGCAAUAUAAAUCUGUACUUUGGAAAACAUACAUAUUACAAUUCAGGCUGUUUUACAUAUUUACAUGUGCACCGAUGAUUUACAAUAGUUACAAGUUCCAGAAAGUGAUUGAAAUAAAGGUCAGUUCAUGCUCGCAGCUAA
Molecule: messenger RNA, 4379 nt
Organism: Notolabrus celidotus (New Zealand spotty)
Lineage: Eukaryota; Metazoa; Chordata; Actinopteri; Labriformes; Labridae
Gene: dhx36
Product: DEAH (Asp-Glu-Ala-His) box polypeptide 36
Exons: 26
Coding region: 420-3701 (1093 amino acids)
Cellular component (GO): cytoplasm; intracellular anatomical structure; nucleus
Molecular function (GO): ATP binding; DNA helicase activity; G-quadruplex RNA binding
Source: RefSeq, a predicted model, not a curated record